Messenger RNA from Colletotrichum chrysophilum, 1557 nucleotides. RefSeq lists its product as uncharacterized. The record is from RefSeq and is a predicted model, not a curated record. NCBI's taxonomy places the organism in Eukaryota, Fungi, Ascomycota, Sordariomycetes, Glomerellales, Glomerellaceae. Gene Ontology annotation, biological process: carbohydrate metabolic process. Gene Ontology annotation, molecular function: hydrolase activity, hydrolyzing O-glycosyl compounds. The transcript is spliced from 2 exons. Bases 1 to 1557 code for a protein of 518 amino acids.
AUGCAUCUAACCGCCCUCCUCCUUCUGGCCUCCAGCCUCCUCGCAACAGCCGCCCACCUCCCCCUCCGCCGCGCCGACACCUUCCAAAACCCAGUCCUCUACGAAGACUACCCCGACAACGACAUCUGCGUCGGCCCAGACGGCGCCUUCUAUUUCUCCGCCUCAAACUUCCACUACUCCCCCGGCGCCCCCAUCCUGCGCUCCCUCGACCUCGUCAACUGGGAACCCGUCGGCCACUCCAUCCCACGUCUGACCUUCGGCGACGGCUACGACCUGCCCCCCGGCGGUCCCCGCGCCUACCGCGGCGGCACCUGGGCUUCUACCCUGCGCUACCGCGAGAGCAAUGGGUUGUGGUACUGGAUCGGGUGCACCAACUUCUGGGUGACUUGGGUCUUUACCGCGUCGGACGUCAAGGGCCCGUGGAGUAGUCGCGGGGUGUACGGAUGGGAUGGAUUAUGCAUGUACGACAACGGCCUUCUCAUCGACGACGAUGACACGAUGUACGUCGUCUACGGCAACGGACAAGUCAAAGUCUCCCAACUCAGCGCAGACGCCCUAAGCGUCGUCAAAACCCAACAAGUCCUGCAAGCCUCAGACGUCAACACCGAGACCGUCGAGGGGAACAGGAUGUACAAAAUCAACGGGACAUACUACAUCCUUAACGACCAGCCCGGCUCCACGACCUACAUCUGGAAGUCAAGCAGCCCGUGGGGACCCUACGAGUCCAAGAUUCUCGUGCAGAACGUCGCGCCGCCGCUGGCGGGCGGCAACUCCCCGCACCAGGGCAGUCUCGUCAAGACCAAGGACGGGCAGUGGUACUACAUGUCCUUCACGUGGGCGUACCCCGCCGGCCGCAUGCCGGUGCUGGCGCCGAUUACCUGGGGCGCGGACGGGUUCCCCGAGCUGGGUGAAGGGCGCGAACGGCGGCUGGGGCGCGGAGUAUCCGAUGCCGCUGCCGGAGAAGGUGCUAACGAGCUGGGGCCGACGUGGGAGUGGAAUCAUAACCCGGACGUUGCGUCGUAUGAGGUCAACAACGGGGUGACGCUGAAGACGGCCAGUGUCACGGAAGAUCUGUACUCUGCAAGAAACACACUCACGCACCGCAUCCACGGCGAGUUCCCCAAGGGCACCGUCGCGAUCGACUUCAGCAACAUGGCCGACGGCGACCGCUUCGGGCUGGCUGCGUUCCGCGACCAGAGCGCGUACAUCGGUAUCCACCGCGUCGGCGACACGUACACCUUGAAAGCGGUGCAAGGCCUGAUCAUCGACGAGUGGUCCGGCGACCCGGUCUCGAACGGCACGGAGGUGGCGUCUGCGCCGGUCCCGAGCGGGGCGAGGAAGGUCUGGUUCCGCGCGGAGCUGGACGCGCGGCCGACGGGGACAAGGGACGCGAACUUCUUUUACAGUUUUGAUGGGGUGAACUUCACGAAGCUGGGGGAGACGUAUGAGUUGUGCAGCGGCUGGGCGUUUUUCAUUGCGUACAGGUUUGGCAUCUUCAACUUUGCGACGAAGGCGCUGGGAGGUUCGAUCAAAGUUGAGUCGUUUACGGCGGCUUGA